Messenger RNA from Penicillium brevicompactum, 2394 nucleotides. It is a transcript of the gene pabA, whose product is annotated as aminodeoxychorismate synthase pabA. Lineage: Eukaryota; Fungi; Ascomycota; Eurotiomycetes; Eurotiales; Aspergillaceae. The transcript has a single exon. The record is from RefSeq and is a predicted model, not a curated record. Bases 1 to 2394 code for a protein of 797 amino acids. Gene Ontology annotation, biological process: L-tryptophan biosynthetic process.
AUGGCCCCAAUGCUCGGGGACUGGGAUGCCCCUACCACCUCAGCAUCCAAUUCCGAUGCAUGCUCUUCUCAAAAAAGCAUCCUCUACAUCGAUGCCUAUGACUCAUUUUCUUACAAUGUGGUGGCCAUGCUCGAGGAGACCCUCGGGGUCAAAGUGACCGUGAUCACCAUUGACUCACCAUGGCCCGACUCCAAUAUGAACGAGUUCCUCCAGCAUUUCGAGGCCAUUGUUCUAGGCCCAGGUCCAGGAGAUCCUAACAUCUCCAGCGAUGUCGGUAUCAUGAGAGAUGUCUGGGACCUGCAAGGCUCAGAGCUGUUGCCCGUUUUUGGAAUUUGCCUGGGCUUUCAGAGUCUUUGCCUUCACCACGGGGUCCCCAUUGAACGACUACCAUAUCCAAUUCAUGGCCAGAUUCACCAAAUAUCAUCAACCGGAAAGAAUAUCUUUGAGCAGUUGCCGAAGAUCGAAGUGACGCUUUAUCACUCGCUCUACGCAAAUUCUGCCUCUGCUUCAGCACCCGACUUGGAAUACCUGGCUUGGUUGGCUCUGAAGGAUCGCCCUGAAGCGCAGAUCCCCAUGGCAGCUCGGCAUAUCAAAAAGCCAUUUUGGGGCGUCCAGUUCCAUCCGGAAUCAUGCAAAUCAGACAUCAACGCUUGCAAGUCUCUGCUUCAAAAUUGGUGGAAGAUGGCGUUAGCUUUCAACAAGAAUGUUGGAAGAGGAGGUUAUUGCUCUCUUCCUGACACAGUCAUAAGUCCAAAUACUAUACUCAGUCCAUUCCCAGACGCUGCAUACGAAAUGCUCAAAUUGAGCAAGUCAACAUCAAAGAUUUCCGCUUCCAGGUCCUUCCAGCGAUCUGGCCUGACAGCUGAAGCAAUAAGCGAGCUUCUCAACAUGCCAGGCUCGCCUUCGGUUCUGUUCCAAUCUAACGGGCAAUACAACAUUGUCUCGGUUCCGAGUCCCGGCUCUUGGCGUCUGGAGUAUUAUGUUGAGACGCACGAGUUGCGACUGCUCCAAAUUUAUGGCGACUGCAAGGUGACCAAAAGCUGUGUCUCUGUGGUUCAAUUGUGGGAUGCUUUGCGGUAUCUGAUGGAAAUGAAGAAAGUUAAUGCGGGAAACACAGAGGUGCCAUUCUGGGGUGGCUUUCUAGGAUACUUUUCCUAUGAGUUAGGCCUCACUUGUCUCCCCCAUCCAGGAACAGCACAAGCUUCUGAGCCGCCAAGGCCUCAGAGCAGCGGCGGAUCUUCUGACCCGCUGGGAACUCCGCCUGAUGUGAGCCUCCUGUGGUGUGAAAGAAGCAUUGUUCUCGAGAAUAAUACAGGCAACAUCGUCAUUCAAUCUACCCGCGAAGAUGAUAAUGCCCCUCUGGGCUGGCUUGACGAAACCCUCCAAUCUUUGGAGGCGUUGACAGAUUCCAGGAAUGAGACCGACUCGGAUCAAGUUCUGGACUCUAUUCUCUCGCAGAGCAGGAUUCAGCUUCCGGAAGAAACGAAAUAUAAAGAGCAGAUUGAAAAAUGCAAAGCAGAAAUGGAAGCCGGCGAGUCAUAUGAGCUGUGUCUGACCUCCGAAACGAAAAUCACCCUUCCAGUCCCAGAAGAUGAAUCAACGCGAGUCGCCUUCCCCUGGAAGCUCUACAGACGCCUCAAAGCCUACAACCCAGCUGCAUUCAGUGCAUUCGCCGAAUUAGGCGAUACCAAAAUAGCCAGCAGCAGCCCGGAAUGCUUCCUCAACUGGGAUCGCGAGUCAACACUGGAAAUGAAGCCUAUGAAAGGCACAGUUCGCAAAUCCCCAGGUAUGACCAUGGAGAAGGCAUGCGAGAUUCUCGGCUCGACCAAAGAAAUGGCCGAAAACCUUAUGAUUGCAGAUCUGAUCCGUCAUGAUCUGUACGGAAUCUGCGGGUCCGGGGGCGUGCAUGUGGAGAAAUUGCUCGAAGUCGCAGACUACGGUCGUGUGUUUUCGAUGAUCACCCAUAUUAAGGGCACGAUCCGUCUGAAUCAUCCUGGCUUCGCCGUUCGGCACAUGCCGCAGCUGAAGACGCCUAAUAUGGCUGUGCAUGGAUUGACGACUCUUCAGCGAUGUCUGCCUCCGGGUUCCAUGACUGGUGCACCAAAGGAGAGAUCCUGUAUGCAUCUCCGGGCGAUUGAGAAUCGUAAACGUUCGAUUUACUCUGGAGUCAUGGGAUUUUUGGAUCUCGGUGGGGGUGGAAGCUUCAAUGUUUUGAUUCGUUCUGCUUUUACUUGCUCGGCUGGCUCGGAUUAUACUGAGAAGAAGCUUCAGACUUGGCGCAUUGGUGCUGGUGGGGCUAUUACCAUGCUCAGCACAGCGGAGGGAGAAUGGGACGAGAUGCUGACCAAGCUUCGUGUUGUUUGCAACAUUUUCAGGCCGUUGGAUAAGAACUAG